This is a messenger RNA of Cyclopterus lumpus (lumpfish), 1746 nucleotides long. It is a transcript of the gene snx15, whose product is annotated as sorting nexin 15. The transcript has 7 exons. The record is from RefSeq and is a predicted model, not a curated record. NCBI's taxonomy places the organism in Eukaryota, Metazoa, Chordata, Actinopteri, Perciformes, Cyclopteridae. Gene Ontology annotation, molecular function: phosphatidylinositol binding. The coding region runs from base 127 to 1293 and encodes 388 amino acids.
CCGGAAGUGAGCGGAGAGGAGGGACCGAAGAAUCACAACAGAGCGGCUCACUUGUGUUUUUGUGCCGCCGAAACACGCUGUUUGGUUUUUUUAUAUUUCUUUCCCCCUCGAAAAGCGAGACCGGACAUGUCACGAAAACCCAAAGAUGAAUACUACCGUUUCUUUACCGUCACCGACCCACGCGCACACGAGAAGGGACACACCGAGUACAAAGUGACAGCGAGGUUUGUGUCCAAGCGUCAUCCGGAAGACGUGAAGGAGGUGGUCGUGUGGAGGAGGUUCUCGGAGCUGAAGAAGCUCCACGGGGAGUUGGCCUACACUCACAGGAACCUGUUUCGCAGACAGGAGGAGUUUCCGUCUUUUCCCCGCGCACAACUGUUUGGCAGGUUUGAUGAGACCGUGAUUGAAGAGAGGAGGAAUGCCACCGAAGCCAUGCUUCUGUUUACUACCAGCAUACCUGCACUCUACAAUAGUCCACAGCUCAAGGACUUCUUCAGAGGUGGCGAAGUCACAAGGCCUCUGGAUGCCACUCCUCUGUCCUCUGCCGGGCCUCUGCCUUCCCCUCUCAUCCCCCUCCCAAGGCGGAGGGACUCGGACUGUGAACCAGCAGAGGAGGAGGAGGGAAGGGAGGCUCCCACCUUACCUCAGGACCUGGGCACCAACCUGGGCAUAGAAGUGGGAGAACCGGAGGUGGCGGCUGAAGCUUACAGCGAGAUGGGAGGCUCUCCAAGAGAAGAGCCAGAAGAAGAAGAAGAAGAGAUUAGCGAUACAGAGCUGGAUGACAGAGUUCCAACUCCUGACCAAUGCCCAGCCAGAAACCACCAAUCACAGGAGUCCCAGGAAGAAUUUGAUUCGCUGUUUGACUCAAUGGCAGAAGAGCAAGUCCCAUCCCCAAAAGAGGAAGGUCCGCCUCCUCUGACUGAUAAUGACUUGGCUGUCUUUGAUCCCUGCUAUAAACAAGAUAAAUCCAAUUCCUCCAGUGACCACUCAGAGUUGUUCUCACUGCCGCCGACCAGUCUGGACGGAGUGGACGUGGGUUACUUAAACCAGGCGGCCACUGAGCUAACAGCUGCAAUGGCGAGGGAGAAGGAGGGAGAGAUUAGUUCUGCCAUUCGUGGAUACAGGACAGCGGUGGAUAUCCUGAUCACUGGAGUACAGGGAGACCAAGAUCCGAUGCGCAGGGAAUCCGUGAUGAGAAGGACGGCCCAGUAUUUAAAGCACACGGAGAUGCUGGUCGACAGGCACUCCUCACCCACACACACUCACACACCUACACACACACAGGACCUAUAGAUGCACCCGCACGUUUUUAUAUCCACUGUCCACACAGACAGCUCAAAGACAACGAAGCUCAGGGUUGUGACACACAAACACACACACACACACACUCUCUUUCACGUUCUCUCUCUAUAGAACACUCUAGAACACUUACUGAUUCAGAAAUACAUUCAGGUGCAAAACUACCAACACACACACACACACACACACACACACACACACAAACACACAAACACACUCCUGAGGUACACACUACACAGCAGACUGCUACUUUAGCAGUCUUUGCGUAGUGAAAAAAAUGUGUCUAAAUAUACUAAAAUAUCUAAAUAUACAGCAAUUGUAGACUUAAAUGGAUAAAUAAUCCUUGAUCUCUUUCUCUUACCCUCCUUUUUAUAAGGUGUUCUUGUUAAAUACAGUUUGCAUUUUGCACAAACAAUGUUAUGAUUAAUAAAUGUGAUUUUAAUUUAA